Closterium sp. Yama58-4 is the source of this 3237-nucleotide messenger RNA. NCBI's taxonomy places the organism in Eukaryota, Viridiplantae, Streptophyta, Zygnematophyceae, Desmidiales, Closteriaceae. The record is from the annotation of a GenBank genome assembly.
AUGUUCGCCCUCAUUGGACUAUACACAUACUGCAUUUCCCUGCUCCUCGUUAGGUAUACACGAAUCGCCUCCAGUUUCUCCUCUGCCUCCGUUGCUGCUACGUGUCAUCCUGACGUGGCAGGCGUCCCCGCGGCCACGUCAGCAGAAUCAGGAAAAGCAUCCGCGGCCGACGAGUUAUUAGCAGAAGUACAGAAGCCGCGUGAGCCAAAUCAGCUGCUGCUCGACCCCUCCGCCAGCAAUCAAUUUAAUGGAAAUCAAUCGUUCGCCUUACGUCAACCGUCCGCUGGGAGUCAACCGCUGUCAGCCGUCGAUCAACCAUCUCCAACCAAUCAACCGUCCGCCGGCGAUCAACCGUCUGCCGGCGAUCAGUUAUUUGCCGCAGCAGCAACCGAUUCUUCUCGCCUUCCAGUCGCGGACCCUUCGCCUGUAAACAGCACAACGGCAUUCCCUUCAAAUCUCACUACCCCAAACGCUACUACCUCAGGCUCAGCAGCUGUCGAAGCGCCAACACAGUCAUCGUCAUCGUUCGGAAGGAGGUUUGAUUCUGGCGUCACCUUAUCCGCACACGCGUCAACCCGGGAUUCGUUUCUGGCAUUGCCAUCAUCCCGUGAUCCCAGUGUCGGAUCUCCUCCCACCAAUCCCGCUACCGAACCUCCUACCGAACCUCCUACCGAACCUCAAACCGAACCUCUUACCAGCCCUCCUACCGAAGCUCCUCCAUCCGAACCUGCACCAAGCCUCUGGACCCGCAUCCCAGGCUCCGUGCUCGAUUCCCCCGAGAAGAUCCAAUCCUUCCGAGAAAGAUUCGAUUGCAUAGGCCGCGAGGGCAAGUGGUCCCACUUCGUGUCGCCACGACUGCUGCCAUGGCCGGACGAGAUGAGCAAAUGCGAUGCGUAUUACCUAGGAAAGGACUCGCGCAACGUGGCGAUGCAAGACGCGGAUCGCAUGGUGGGUCAGUUUCAGGAGGUUGCGAGUAAAAUAGACGAGAUAAUUGGUGGAGGAGACGUGAUUCCUGUGAAGCAGGUUAACCAGCUAAAGAAGCUGAAGAGACGGAAGGAUGUACUUACGCGUCAGUGGGCCGUAAGAGAUACUCUUAAGUACUUCUGGAAGGUUCCAGGAAGCGACGCAGAGGGGCAGGAUGGGGGAGCGUCAGGAGCUAGCAACGGCAGCAGCAGAUGCGGUGCACCUUGGGAUCCGUUCUCCCCUGAAAAGUUUUGCGAGAUUAUGGACAAAAGAACCAUGCUUAUAGUGGGUGACUCAUUGAACCUGCUUUUAGCGGACGCCAUCCGUUUCAACGUGAGACUAGGCGCGAAAGACCAGGACUCGGCCAAGGACCAGGUUACAGCCAAGGACCAGGAUGAUACUGCCAAGCCCCGAAUGCGGUGGGGCGAGCCGACAGGCUACUGCCAGCGCUUCCGAAACGUGACCAAGACGAAGGACCAUCGCUGCUGGACCCUUCAUCUCUGCGAAGACCUCGGCUUCUCCGUGCGAAUUUUCUUCGUCCGCGACUAUUAUCUCAACUCCACGGAAGAUGUGAACGACUUCUUAUUGGAUAAGAGCUUUGAUGAGUCGUGGAUGGACGAGAUCGCACGGCAGAGCGUAUCGAUGGUGGUGAUGAACCGAGGCGCGCACUACAUUGAAGAUAUGAGCUUUGAGCGGCAGUUGCGCUCCACUCUGCUGGCCCUCCGGCAGAACCACCCUGAACUCCUCAUUAUCGCACGAAACACCCCCGCCGGCCACCCCGGAUGCUGGCUGCACCGGAAGCCGCUUUCCAAGAAGCUUCUGGACCUGCCGCACGAUGACUGGCACUGGGACGGGUUUGCGGCGCAAAAUGGGAUAGUGAGAAGGCUGGUGGAGGGCGUGGGGGGCGUGUACAUGGAUGUGAAUGCAUCGACUGUGUGGCGGCCCGAUGGGCAUGUGGGGCGCGCGUCUUAUCUCCAUUAUUCCGUUGCUUUCACUCCUCUUAACGCCAUGAUGCCGCUGGCCCUCCCACCGCCGUCCGCGGUGACGCCGGUUAGCAAUUUACGACUCGUUUCAGUUCGUUCCACGGGACGUCUCCCACUAUCCACGCCCGUCGUCCCGUCUUGCACUCCUUGCUGCACCCCAAAGUGCCGCCUUCCGCUUCCGCGGGUUGCCUUGGCGCGCGCAGCUUACCAGCUCCGCGCGCCGCGCGCGCCGAGCGACCAACUUCGCUGCCGCGAGCCUGGUAGUCGCAGGGCGGGAUGCGCGCAUGCUUCCGCCGCGCGCGGCGGAGGUGAAAGCGCGGAAGCUGCUUAUAGCGCGGCCAGCAGCCCGUCGCAGGGGAAUGUGACUGUAGUGAAGGAGAGGGAGGGGGAGCAGAGCGGCGGAAAGGGCACAGGAGGUGAAGCGGAGACGGGGAGCACAGGGGCAGUGGCGGAAAACAGAGGGGGAGAGAGUGAGGGAGGGAGUGAGAGACACAUGCCGCUCUCGCCCAUCCCCAUUCGGGCGGACUGGCAGGUGUUGGAGGGCAGUGACGGCGAGGGGGGAAAGGCGUUGUGUCGCAGUGUGGCAGUGAGCGCGCCCAAGAUCCGCCUCAUGCGCUCCGCUGACAUCAGCGCUGGCAGAACCCUGCAGGUGCUGAACCUCAUCGCCUUCCCCCGUCCAGAGUACGACCUGCCAUACUUCUGUGCCGACCUCGUCACCUUCCCCCGGGGCCACCUCAUCGUUCUGGAUCUGAACCCGUUGCAUCAAACUGAGGAGCAUUUCAGCAAGUACAUUGCGCCCAUGAUGCCCCUCGCCAACAAGUAUAUAGAGCACCUGCCAUGGGGCGGUGAGUUCACGUCAGAGUCUCUUCAGUUCUUCUCCCCGGCACUCAUCUGGGCCAAGCUUCCCCUGGAUGCUGACGUCACUGCCCACGUGCUGCCCGCGUUCAAGGAGUACCUGCAGGCAUGGCUGCGCAUGGUGGACGCAUGUGAGCCCACCAGCGACCCAGCGGUGAUGGCACACAACAUGGAGUCGCAGCACCGCUACAUCUGCUGGCGCUCCGUCAAGGACCCCGGGCGGCCUCUUUUAACGCGCCUGUUUGGUUCUGAGAGAUGUGAGGAGUUCAUCGAGGGAUUCCUGUUUGCAGGGUCGCACGAGCUGGGCACCAAGGGCUUUCUGGACUAUUUCCCCGACUACCGGCAGGAGGAUGGCAGCAUCGCCAAGAAGCGAUCCAUGAAGGGCAAGGCGUACAGCAGUAGACCGUGGGAUGCAAAUGGCAAGCUUAUUUUGUGA